Molecule: messenger RNA, 1599 nt
Organism: Toxoplasma gondii ME49
Lineage: Eukaryota; Apicomplexa; Conoidasida; Eucoccidiorida; Sarcocystidae
Product: calcium binding egf domain-containing protein
Exons: 10
Coding region: 535-1599 (354 amino acids)
Molecular function (GO): calcium ion binding
Source: RefSeq, a predicted model, not a curated record
AGUGACAUGCUUAAUCAUCUGUGGUACCGCUCCGUUCGGAUUCUGAACCAGGAUAUAUGAACGCCUUCCGAUUCCUUCUGUACAGUUUCUAACAGGUUACUCAGGACUGAGUGUGUGCGUUGCCUGCUACCAUUGGUGUGUAGGGCGUGGUAACGAAGGAUUUCCCGAUUGUAAAUGAUCAUGCCGCUUACCCUUGAUUGCGCCGCGAAGUGCAGAAUCUUCUGUUGAAAUAAACCCAGCGUCAUUCCCCUCAAAUUCUCACGCAUUCUGACAUCGAAGAGCGAGGGACAGCCGCACUACUCGGCAGCUACAGUAUUCGUUGUUUUAACGGGAAUACCCAACGACUUUGCAAGGUUGGAGUUACUGACAUUUUUCUGGAAUAUUCGGUGACUUCGAAAGUCGACGACACACCGCACCGCACCUCUUUGGAGUUUGACCUCGAGAAAAGCUUUUCAAGCUCAACUGAUCCCGGCCUGAUCCGUUCACCUGUGGGCAAGAACUGGGAACCCCGACCGCCUAUAUAGACACGAGCAUAUGCUGGGUAUUAUGAAGCCGCAAAGGAUAAACUUUACGGGGUUGAUAACAAUUCAAAAACAUCACACCAUUUCGACUUCAACGAUGAGCGUCAACCCCAUACGACAAUCUGCGUUGUUGAUGGCAACGAUUUCCGCUGCGCAUGUGUCGACGGUUAUACACCAGUCGGGAUUAAUGCAUACCGAUGAAUGCAAAACCGGACAACACAAGUGUCAUUUGAAGAUAGCGGACUCUGUCUGCGUGAAUACGGACGGUAGUUACCAAUGUAUCUGCGAUCAAUACCACCUCCUUAGUGGGGUAACCUGUAUAAAAACGAGUGCCUGGAAAACAACGGAGACUGCGGAGAAAAUGCAGACUGCUUCAAUCAAAUUGGAACACCUCCGGUUUGCAAGUGCAAAAACGGCUACUCUGGUUAUUCUGACGCAACUGACGAGGAGCAUAUUGGAUGUACCGUGUAACAGUGAAGAAGCUUCGAAAGUUUCGCGUUCUGUUUCCGGCGUUGUGCUGCGGUAUGGCUGGACAGAUUUGGACGAGUGUUCGCAAAGUGAUGCAGAGACUAUUUGCCCAGAGAACGCCUCGUGCGUUAACACUGUUGGAUCGUACAAAUGCAACUGCGAUCCGGGCUACACGAUGACCGCCCAAAGCAAGUGCGAACCUGUCGAUCUCUGCGAAGUGCACAAAACUGAUUGUGACCCUUAUUUUGCCGACUGCAUCCAAUCCGGAGGUACAGCGACGUGCUACUGCAAGGCAUACUUUACAGGAUCGGGGAAAUCCGGCGACUGUGUGCCCAUGACUGGACAUGAGAACCUCGCCUGCACACUGGAGGGGACUUCGUGCACGUCGUAUGAGGAAUGCACCCGGAACAUCACUGCAGGAACAUACAGCUGCCGCGCACUGAGAAAAACGCGAGAGUCAUCCGCAGCAGGUGCAGUCCCUACUGACAUUGAGGCGCUCGUAGGGAUUGUUCGCGCGAAUGCUGCCGCAGAGUCUCGUUUCAAAGCAAUUCCGUUGACACCUAGAUGUGACCAGGACGCAAACGACGUAGGCAUUGACGUAUUCCAAUAA